Molecule: messenger RNA, 2991 nt
Organism: Lycium barbarum (goji berry)
Lineage: Eukaryota; Viridiplantae; Streptophyta; Magnoliopsida; Solanales; Solanaceae
Exons: 6
Coding region: 1-2991 (996 amino acids)
Source: RefSeq, a predicted model, not a curated record
AUGGAAGCUGCAGAUGAUAAUCCAAAGUACAUACAUGAAUUUCUUGUUGUCAAGAUUGCAGUGUGUGGCACUUGCUGCCACUACAGUUUGGCAUUAAGGAAGAAGUGUGGUGAUACUCAAGAUGGAUUUACAGGAUGGUCAAUAAGCAUGCUUAACUCAGGAAUUUGGUAUACUUAUCAUAGAGGUCACAAGAAUAUAGCAGGUUCUGAUGGUAUGAUUUAUGCAGCUUCAUUUGUAGAACUGUACGAGGAGUACAUGAUACAACAAAAUAUACUACUGAUAUACACCUUGCUGGUGCAUCUGAUACAAGCUGCAGUCUUCAUGGUUGCAGAAUUUCCAGAAUUCAAGAUUAGAUGCAAGAUUCAUAAAGAACCAAACAUUACUAAUGCUACUAACAACAUUCCUGAAGCUAGCUCAUCUGAUGGUGAAGAUGGGGUUCCUGACAGUGAUUAUGAAAUAGGGGAUGACUCAGACGAAGAAGAGGAAUCAGAGAAUGCUUCAGAUACACUGGAUGAGGACUAUGAAAGCCUGGAAGAGGGCCCUUUUGAUGGUGAUGAAGUUGCAAAAAGGAUUGUUGAAACUUUUAAUGGACAACAUAGCAAUGACCCUACCAUUUCCCAAGCUUUUGGGGAUAUCUCUAAUAGGGCAAACCUAUCACCAAGAGGGUCUAAUGUGUCAAGAAUGGGAAGAGGCAACUACAGAGGACCAUUUUGCAAAACCACAAAACUUGAUAGAUACAGAAGACGAUUGGGUUAUAAUUUUGCUUAUGCUAACUACAACAACAUGAUAUGGAUAAUUACUGAUGAAGAUGUUGAAUGCCAAGUCUAUUCUGACACUGAACAACAACUUACUUGCUUUAUCAAGAUUGGAGAUGACACUAUUUCCAUCACUACUGUUUAUGCUAAGUGUAAAGAUUCUCUCAGGGAAUCUCUAUGGGAAGAUCUCAGCCUUAUUGCUUCCAGUCAGAAUCUUGAAUGGAUGGUUUUAGGAGAUUUCAACUGUAUUACUGAUCAAACUGAGAAGAUAGGAGGAAAUCCACAUAGAAUGGAGAAGAGUUUACCUCUUCUUGAAUGUAUUGGAGACUGUGAUCUUUAUGACCUGAGCUUCAUUGGUUCUGCCUUUACUUGGUGUAACUACAGAGUUCCAGAGAAUAGAAUAUGGAAGAGAUUAGACAGAAUGUCUAAUCAGAAAUGGUUAACUACUUUUCCUGAGACUAGUGUCACUCAUUUGGUUAGAUCUGGGUCUGAUCAUGCCCCUCUGCUUAUACAUGCUAAAGCUUGUAACAUUAGUCAUAUUAAAUACUUCAAAUUCUUGAACUUUUGGGUGGAUAAACCUGAUUUUCAGGAUAUUGUGAAGCAAGCUUGGCAGAUAGAUGUACAGGGUUCUCAGGUCUGGAGGUUCCAUAUGAAACUGAAAAAUACAAGUAAGAAACUAUCUUGGUGGUCUAGGAACAUCAUUGGAGACAUUUUCGAGCUUACAAAAACAAUGGAAAAAAGAGUGGCUGAUCUUGAGGAUGUUUGCCUUCAAGACAACUCUACUACUAAUAUGGUUAACCUUAAUGAGGCCAAUGCUUUACUAAUCAGGCAUUACAAGACUGAGGAAGCCUUCUGGAGGCAAAAGGCUGGUAUUAAGUGGCAUGCUGAAGGGGAUCUAAAUACAAAAAUUUUCCACUCUGUUAUUACUUCCAGGAGGCAAAGAUUGUCUCUCAAGAAGAUAAAAAAUGGGGAAGGUAACUGGAUUGAGGGGGACAGAAUUGCUCAAGAAGCUAUUUCAUACUUUGAGAACAUUUUCACAAAAGACAACAACAACAAUGAUUUUUCUAAACUCUCAUGUCUUCCUAAGAUUGUCUCAAGGGAGGAUAAUGAGAUGUUAUGCUCUAUUCCCACCAUGCAAGAACUCAAAGACACUGUUUUCUCAAUGGAUCCUGGAAGUGCACCAGGCCCUAAUGGCAUGACGGGUAUUUUUUAUCAUAAAUGCUGGGAUAUUAUUUCUACUGAUCUUCUUAACAUGAUUAUUGAGAUUUUUAAGGGUGGGAUUAUUAAUAGGGCUAUUUCUCACUCUUGUCUGAUUUUAAUCCCCAAAGUCAAAUCUCCUCAAGCUUUUUCUGAUUUUAGACCAAUUAGUUUAAGUAAUUUUUCUUGCAAAAUUCUCUCUAAAUUGAUUAAUGGUAGACUUACCAGUAUUAUGGAUAAGAUUAUCUCCCAAAAUCAAUCUGGCUUUAUGAAAGGUAGGUCUAUUAGUGAGAAUAUUACUCUUACUCAAGAGAUGGUGCACAAUAUGAACAAAGCUGAGCCCAAUGACAAUGUUGUUAUGAAAUUAGAUAUGGCUAAGGCAUAUGAUAGGGUCUCUUGGACCUAUAUGUGCCAUGUGCUUAAACAGUUGGGUUUCUCUGGCUCUUGGGUUGAUCUGAUUCAUCGUAUUAUCUCUAAUAACUGGUAUUCCAUUAAUAUAAAUGGUACCAGAAUGCUGAAUCAUUUGAGCAAUGACAGUUUUGUUCGUUUUACUUGCAAAAGUAAUGUACCUUCUAUUACCCAUUUGUGCUAUGCUGAUGACACUAUCCUUUUCAGUUCUGGGGAUCGCAAUUCCAUCACUAUGAUGAUGGAUAAACUCAGUGAAUAUGAGAAAAUCUCUGUUCAACUUGUUAACAAGAGAAAAUCUGGUUUCAUGGUUCACUCCAAGGCCAGUGACUCUUUUAUCCAGGAUAUUAUUAAUCUCACUGGUUUUGCUCAUCAAAAACUCCCUUUUAAUUAUUUGGGUUGUCCUAUUUACACUGGUAGGAAGAAAAUUACCUAUUUCAAUGAUUUGGUGGCUAAGGUGUCCAAUAGAAUUACUCGUUGGCAUAACAAGACUCUUUCUGCUGGAGGCAAGGCAGUACUUAUCAAAUCAGUUCUUGCUUCUAUUCCUCUUCACACUCUUUCUGUCAUUCAACCCCCUAAAACAUGUAUUAAACAGAUCGAAAUGUGCAUUGCUAACUUCUUCUGGGGGGGAUAG